AUGGCGGCUACAACUGCUAAUCCCGAAAUGACGUCAGAUGUAUCAUCACUGGGUCCAGCCAUUGCCACUGGAAACCCUGGGCCUGGGAUUCAAGGUGGAGGAGCCAUUGUACAGAGGCCUAUUAAGCGGCGACCAGGGUUGGAUUUUGAUGAUGAUGGAGAAGGCAACAGUAAAUUUUUGAGGUGUGAUGACGAUCAGAUGUCUAAUGAUAAGGAACGAUUUGCCAGGUCGGAUGAUGAGCAGAGCUCUGCGGAUAAAGAGAGACUCGCCAGGGAAAAUCAUAGUGAAAUUGAACGACGGCGACGGAACAAGAUGACAGCCUACAUCACAGAACUGUCAGACAUGGUACCCACCUGUAGUGCCCUGGCUCGAAAACCAGACAAGCUAACCAUCUUACGCAUGGCGGUUUCUCACAUGAAGUCCUUACGAGGAACUGGCAACACAUCCACUGAUGGCACCUACAAGCCGUCUUUCCUCACUGAUCAGGAACUGAAACAUUUGAUCUUGGAGGCAGCAGAUGGCUUUCUGUUUAUUGUGUCAUGUGAGACAGGCCGGGUGGUAUAUGUGUCUGACUCAGUGACUCCUGUUUUGAACCAGCCACAGUCUGAGUGGUUUGGUAGCACACUCUAUGAUCAGGUGCACCCAGAUGAUGUGGAUAAACUUCGUGAGCAGCUUUCCACUUCAGAAAAUGCCCUGACAGGGCGUAUCCUUGACCUGAAGACUGGAACGGUGAAAAAGGAAGGUCAACAGUCUUCUAUGAGGAUGUGCAUGGGCUCAAGGAGAUCAUUCAUUUGCCGUAUGAGGUGUGGCAGUAGCUCUGUGGACCCAGUUUCCAUGAAUAGACUGAGCUUUGUGAGGAACAGAUGCAGGAAUGGACUUGGCUCUGUAAAGGAUGGGGAACCUCACUUCGUGGUGGUCCACUGCACAGGCUACAUCAAGGCCUGGCCCCCAGCAGGUGUCUCCCUCCCAGAUGAUGACCCAGAGGCUGGCCAGGGAAGCAAGUUUUGCCUAGUGGCCAUUGGCAGACUGCAGGUAACUAGUUCUCCCAACUGUACAGACAUGAGUAAUGUUUGUCAGCCAACAGAGUUUAUCUCUCGACACAACAUUGAGGGAAUCUUCACUUUUGUGGAUCACCGUUGUGUGGCUACUGUUGGCUACCAACCACAGGAACUUUUAGGAAAGAAUAUUGUAGAAUUCUGUCAUCCUGAAGACCAGCAGCUUCUAAGAGAUAGCUUCCAACAGGUGGUGAAAUUAAAAGGCCAGGUGCUGUCUGUCAUGUUCCGGUUCCGGUCUAAGAACCGAGAGUGGCUCUGGAUGAGAACCAGCUCCUUUACUUUCCAGAACCCUUACUCAGAUGAAAUUGAGUACAUCAUCUGUACCAACACCAAUGUGAAGAAUUCCAGCCAGGAACCACGGCCUACACUGUCCAACACAAUUCAGAGGCCACAGCUAGGUCCCACAGUUAAUUUAUCCCUGGAGAUGGGCUCCGGGCAGCUGGCACCCAGGCAGCAGCAACAACAAACAGAACUGGACGUAGUACCAGGAAGAGAUGGACUGGCCAGCUACAAUCAUUCCCAGGUUUCUGUUCAGCCUGUGACAGCCACAGGGCCAGAACACAGCAAGCCCCUUGAGAAGUCAGAUGGUCUGUUUGCCCAGGAUAGAGAUCCAAGAUUUUCAGAAAUCUAUUCCAACAUCAAUGCAGAUCAGAGUAAAGGCAUCUCUUCCAGCACUGGCCCUGCCACCCAGCUAUUCUCCCAGGGCAACACAUUCCCUCCUACCCCCCGGCCGGCAGAGAAUUUCAGAAAUAGUGGUCUGGCACCUCCUGUAACCAUCGUUCAGCCAUCAGCUUCUGCAGGACAAAUGUUGGCCCAGAUUUCCCGCCACUCCAACCCCACCCAGGGAGCAGCCCCAACGUGGACCCCUAGUACCCGCCCAGGCUUCUCUGCCCAGCAAGUGGCCACCCAGGCUACAGGCAAGACUCGUUCUUCGCAAUUUGGUGUGGGCAACUUUCAGACUCCAUCUUCCUUUAGUCCCAUGUCCGUCCCUGGUGCUUCCACUGCAUCAUCUGGUGCUGCUCCUUACCCUACUCUCACCAGUCGUGGAUCCAACUUUGCUCCUGAGACUGGACAGACUGCAGGACAAUUCCAGACACGGACAGCAGAGGGUGUGGGAGUCUGGCCACAGUGGCAGGGCCAGCAGCCUCAUCAUCGUUCAAGUUCUAAUGAGCAACAUGUUCAACAGCCAUCAGCACCGCAACCUGGCCAGCCUGAAGUCUUCCAGGAUAUGCUGUCCAUGUUGGGAGACCAGGGCAACAGCUACAACAAUGAAGAAUUUCCUGAUCUAACUAUGUUUCCCUCCUUUUCAGAAUAG
Molecule: messenger RNA, 2370 nt
Organism: Pipistrellus nathusii (Nathusius's pipistrelle)
Lineage: Eukaryota; Metazoa; Chordata; Mammalia; Chiroptera; Vespertilionidae
Source: the annotation of a GenBank genome assembly